GGCGGCCGGCGCCUGAGCUGAGCCUGGAGUGCAGUGAGCUCCUGCGCGGGUGGGAUCGUCGGUGGGACCGGAGUGCGGGCGGGAGCGGCCCCCCGGGACCAUGGCCGGGUCCGACACCGCGCCCUUCCUCAGCCAGGCGGAUGACCCGGACGACGGGCCGGUGCCCAGCACCCCGGGGUUUCCAGGACCCGUGGGGAACCCUAAGUCUGGGGAGCCCGAGGUCCUGGACCAGGAGAGGCUGCAGCGCAUCACGGGCUUGUCCCCGGGCCAUUCGGCUCUCAUAGUGGCGGUGUUGUGCUACAUCAAUCUCCUGAACUACAUGGACCGCUUCACCGUGGCGGGCGUCCUUCCAGACAUCGAGCAGUUCUUUCGCAUCGGAGACAGUAGCUCCGGACUCAUCCAGACCGUGUUCAUCUCCAGUUACAUGGUGUUGGCACCUGUGUUUGGCUACCUGGGUGACAGGUACAAUCGGAAGUAUCUCAUGUGCGGGGGCAUUGCCUUCUGGUCCCUGGUGACACUGGGAUCAUCCUUCAUCCCCCAAGAGCGUUUCUGGCUGCUUCUCCUGACCCGGGGCCUGGUGGGGGUCGGGGAGGCCAGCUACUCCACCAUCGCGCCCACUCUCAUCGCCGACCUCUUUGUGGCGGACCAGCGGAGUCGGAUGCUCAGCGUAUUCUACUUUGCCAUCCCUGUGGGCAGCGGUCUGGGUUACAUCGUCGGCUCCAAAGUGAAGGACGUGGCUGGGGACUGGCACUGGGCUCUGAGGGUGACACCAGGUCUAGGAGUGGUGGCUGUCCUGCUGCUGUUCCUCGUAGUGCGGGAACCACCACGGGGAGCUGUGGAGCGCCACUCAGAUUCGCCACCCCUGAACCCCACCUCGUGGUGGGCAGAUCUGAGGGCUCUGUCGAGAAAUCGUAGUUUCAUCCUGUCUUCCCUUGGCUUCACUGCCGUGGCCUUUGUCACGGGCUCCUUGGCUCUGUGGGCUCCUGCAUUCCUGCGGCGUUCCCGUGUGGUCCUAGGGGAGACCCCACCCUGCCUUCCUGGAGACUCUUGCUCUUCCUCGGACAGUCUCAUCUUCGGACUCAUCACCUGCCUGACCGGGGUCCUGGGUGUGGGCCUGGGCGUGGAGAUCAGCCGCCACCUUCGCCGCUCCAACCCCCGGGCUGACCCGCUGGUCUGUGCUGCUGGCCUGCUGGGCUCUGCCCCAUUCCUCUUCCUGUCCCUCGCCUGCGCCCGUGGCAGCAUCGUGGCCACCUACAUUUUCAUCUUUGUUGGAGAGACCCUCCUGUCCAUGAACUGGGCCAUUGUGGCUGACAUUCUGCUGUACGUGGUGAUCCCCACUCGACGCUCUACUGCUGAGGCCUUCCAGAUCGUGCUGUCCCACCUGCUGGGCGAUGCCGGGAGCCCCUACCUCAUUGGCCUGAUUUCUGACCGCCUCCGCCGGAGCUGGCCCGCCUCCUUCUUGUCGGAGUUCCGGGCCCUGCAGUUCUCGCUGAUGCUCUGUGCCUUUGUUGGCGCGCUGGGCGGGGCGGCCUUCCUGGGCACCGCCAUCUUCAUUGAGGGCCACCGCCGGCGGGCCCAGCUACACGUGCAGGGUCUGCUGCAUGAGGCGGGGCCUGCCGAUGACCGUAUCGUGGUGCCCCAGCGAGGCCGCUCCACCAGGGUGCCCGUGUCCAGCGUACUCAUCUGACGGGGCCAUCGCUGGCCUAUCUGCACAUCUGCCACAGCUGGCGCUGGGCCCACCUCACGAGGUGCCCGGCCUGAACCCUCGGCCUGGCCCAGUUUCCAAGGGGACCCUGGGCCCUGUUGCAGCUCCCAGACACUACAUGGACAGUCCAGGGGAGGAGGUGGGGCUCGGGCAGCCCCAGGGGCUCGGUGCUAUUUGUAACAGAAUAAAGUUUAUAGCCAGGUCCCAAG
Molecule: messenger RNA, 1914 nt
Organism: Tupaia belangeri chinensis (Chinese tree shrew)
Lineage: Eukaryota; Metazoa; Chordata; Mammalia; Scandentia; Tupaiidae
Gene: SPNS1
Product: SPNS lysolipid transporter 1, lysophospholipid
Exons: 14
Coding region: 101-1687 (528 amino acids)
Biological process (GO): transmembrane transport
Cellular component (GO): membrane
Molecular function (GO): transmembrane transporter activity
Source: RefSeq, a predicted model, not a curated record